Molecule: messenger RNA, 1779 nt
Organism: Sordaria macrospora k-hell
Lineage: Eukaryota; Fungi; Ascomycota; Sordariomycetes; Sordariales; Sordariaceae
Source: RefSeq, a predicted model, not a curated record
AUGCAGCCCUUGAGUCAGAGGUCCGACGUCCUCCAGAACACUCUCGGCAAACGCCGGGGCAUUACCGACCUGGCCCAAUUUGCUCUCGAUCUCAACUGGGUCAGAGCAGACUCCAAGAGCACUGCUCGCUCGGAGAGCUAUCCUUCUCCGCCCAUGUCAGGGUCCCCGCCGCUCCCCCUGAAAGCAAGCCAAGAGGCCGCCGAAAGACGUCAGGGCGUAUACCAGGCGACUACUCGAGAUGGCUAUCGAGGAGUUGCGGUCACCCACGGAGGUGAAGGGCUUCAGUCGGGAACCUUGGCUCAUACACGCCCAUAUCUCCCAAAUCCGUCAGAACGCAUGUCGUACGAGUAUCAGCGCCCGGAGCCGAUGACGAGGCCGCAUACCUACGAUGCUCCGCAUGGUCAAACAACUCUUCAGCCUUCUUUCUCGCCGAUUGCUGGGUCAGGCAGUGUAGGAGGUCCCUUGCCUGGUCCACCGCCCCAUUCCACAGUUUUGUAUCAUUCGGGUCAUGAUCCUCAUCCGCAGACAUCGCCCAAGCCCCAAAGAAAGACCAAAGGCCAUGUGGCAUCUGCGUGCGUGCCUUGUAAAAGAGCCCACUUAAGGUUAGUUUGCCCCGCACGACGUCCAUGCUCGAGGUGUUCCAGUAGCGGCAAAGACGACGCAUGCAUCGACGUUCAACACAAGAAACGUGGCCGCCCACGGUUGCGGGAUGAUAGGGCGGAUAUAAAAUAUGACGGUACACGGUUUGGCGUUCCACUGGAUGGGAUGAGAAGGCCGUUGUCGUCUCAGUAUCAUUCUGGUUCUUCGUCAAUUCUCACGUUCGACGACACCCUUCGCCGAACACAGUCAUACCGCGUUCUCAAAUCACAGCCGCCCGAUUCCGCAAUGUCCAGAUUUGGCGAAAGAGGCUCGACUCAUGACUCGAAUGUUUUCCUCGCGCCUUUGACCAUGUCAACAAGACCUCCAGAGCCAGUGGCCUAUUUAACAGUCGAUCUUCAUGUCGGGAAGGCAUCGAGGACAUUCCUGGAUGCGAUCGGAAGGGUGUCUGUUCGAGGUGUGAGACUCGCUGAUUUGGUCGUGGGUAAUGAUCGAGAGAAAGUAGCGUCUAUCCAGCGGCAGAUGGUGGACCAACAAAGAAGCAAUGAGCCAAAUUAUCUGCCACCUAUUUUUGGAAAGGCAGAGGAAGAAAGGGUCAUGGAGACACACGAUGUCCUCGCCUUCCUAGGACAAGAUGGACUACCACGGCAGCUAUCACUUCGAACUGCAUUGUCCAAGCGAGACUCGAUAUAUUACGUCGUGCUCGUGGUGAUGAACCCGGCACGACCAUCUCAUUAUUCCGGGCCCUCAUCCAUUGUCAGAGAGACGACUCAGUCAUACCAGCCAUACACGCAAGGGCCGCCCGUCACAACAGAUUUUGGCCCCCGGCAUUUGCGACCUGCCGACAGCGGAUAUGGAGAAGAAGCACAUGUACCAGCCGCACCACCACCGCCACGAAGUAUGGAGGGAUUUGGCGCGAACAUGCCGUCGGCAUACAUAUCGUCGCCGAGCAGAACAGAAUACUCCAGUGUGAUGCCGCCGUUUCAAAUCCCCAGGAGCGAGCUGAUAUCGCCAAGUCGUCCAGACCCGUUGCCAGCGUUUCAACUACCGCCGAUUCGCAACCACCAACCGAGUGAUAAUCAACAGCAGGAGGCGCAAUACCGGAGCCGGGAGGAUCGUUCGCGAGUCGAUAUUGGUGGUUUGCUUGAUCAUCCCAAUCCAACUGAGCACGCCCGCCAAUAG